Messenger RNA from Drosophila santomea, 635 nucleotides. RefSeq lists its product as uncharacterized. NCBI's taxonomy places the organism in Eukaryota, Metazoa, Arthropoda, Insecta, Diptera, Drosophilidae. The coding region runs from base 112 to 591 and encodes 159 amino acids. The record is from RefSeq and is a predicted model, not a curated record. The transcript has a single exon.
ACAAAUUCGGAAGCUAUUGUAGUAGCUUCAAAAGGCACUGUCACAUCGAAACCUUUGAACAAGGGCCAGUAAAUAAAUUUUCAAUAAAGCAUCGUGGCCACAAGUAGUAAAAUGGAUUUGGAAGGCAACGGGGACUGCUCGGCAAGCAGCGAAAUUAGCAAGCCAGAAGAUUUGAAGUCGCCAAAAGGGACAAGGAAUCCCAUGACCGAGAAAACCAAGAAGAAUCUUCUAAAGAAAGCCACUAAGGCGGAGCCACAACUGGCUAAGCAUUUGAAAAUCAAGUGCAUGAUAAAGGAAAGAGUUAAAAUGGCGCAGGACAGGAAAUUCAAAGAGCUGGCACUUAGGAAGUUCGCAAAGGAUAAACCACUGCAGGAUGGGAUCAUGCGCAGUGAUAAGCUGAAGUCCAAGCGUAAGGUCAUGCUGAUAAAACCCUCAUUGAAGUCCAUACGUCCCAAGAUGCUUGGCCGGCGCCCAACUCCGAUGCCUUGUCCUCGAAAAAGAAAGGAAACACGUUCAAAGACCUUGCCAAAAUUCGUUCCCUUGUGUCAGAAGAAAAACCAUGUCGUCAAACAAGAAUCCUCCGAAGAGUGAUAGUCCGUCUACUAUGAAAAUUGUAAUAUAUGCAUUUUUAUAAA